Molecule: messenger RNA, 3280 nt
Organism: Vitrella brassicaformis
Lineage: Eukaryota; Vitrellaceae
Source: the annotation of a GenBank genome assembly
AUGAAUUCCUCACGGAUUGUCGUCACCUUGCUUCUCAUAGCGCUGGGAUCUGUGACGGCCAACAAGGGUCUGCGAGGGCUCCAAGGGGGAGUGGUGUGUGGUGAUGCGGCGGCCGAAUGCGAUUAUGACGACAGUGGCGAAUUGGUGUGCGAGGAAUGCGACGACGGUCGGGUUCUUUUGCCAUGCAUCGAUGAGUCCCAUUGAGUCCCGUCAUCCGUCACUCACUCAUUCAUUCAUUCGGAUGUGGUGCGUGUGUGUCCUGGUGUUCUGCAGGAAACAAACAAACUGGCGACGGAUGCAGCCCUGAAUGUACUUACGUAUCUGCAUUAUCAUAUGUGUGAAGACAUAUACCUAUCAUCUACCUGCACGCAGGCACAAUCGAGCCCAAUCAUCGUUGCUUCGUCCAGAGAGAUCCGUCGCAUUGCUGGAGCGUGUCGUGUCCUUGUGAGAGCGUCAUGCAUAUCAAGACCGAACAAGAGGUCGCAUUUGGGGAAUUAGAGUCCUAUCUCACACACACACACACACACACAGACAGACAGAGACACCAUUCACCAAAGUAUGUGUUUGGGAUGUGUUUGUGUGCAUGUAUCCAUGAAGCUGGAGCUCUAUUACACCGGCUCGCCCGUUGACAACAAGACACGGACAGCCGCGGAUCCCAGUGACUGCGCAGCACAAUGCCUGGCCAUCGAGGCGUGCAGAGUGUUUGCGUGGGCCGAGGAACCAGAUGAGUUGGUGGAGCCGAAGUGCCAUCUAUUCAAGGACAUGCAAAUGUUAAAAGACUGGACGGGCUACACCUCAGGCACCAAGCUGUGCGCUCCAGGGCCAUGUGGUACGUACACAGAGGUUUCUUGGUCAAGUAGAUGUGUUUCUACGUAUGCGUAUGCGUGCAUACUUUUGUGUGGUGUGGGCAUGGUCUGUGUGUUUCUUCAGCCACCACCACCCCUCCGACCACCUCUACAAGCACGUCCACAUCCACAGGUAAGUGCGUACGGAUAUCACACGUACGGACUGUCCCCUGUCUGUCUGUCUAUCUGUCUGUGUUGCGCUGUCUCUCUACACUUGCCCUUACUGUGACCACAGCUGCGCCCACCACCACGACCAAGCCGACUACAAAGACCCCGACGACCACGACGGCCAAGCCCACUGCUCCACCUGCUCAGCCGCCGGCUGAAUGUGCCAAGCCGGAGGGACCCGUGCUCGAGUGGCUCUUUGAAGGCGAUGGCGACCAGAUCCUCGACACGUCGGGCGCAGGCCAUCAUGCGCCUAUCCAUGAGGGCACUCGCAUCUUCGACACUGAGAGAGGCGGCCAAGUGCUGGCGUUGUCGCAGCCCCACAGCUCCAUCAUUGUGUCCCUCUCGCAAGCGCCGAAAGCUGGCGGGCCCUUCACAGUCUCAUUUUGGCUGUACCCGACCCACUUCGCAUACACGUGAAACAAUGUAAUCACCAAAUCCGACUCAGUCUCCACCGACCAGCUAAAGCUUCUGUGUGGCCUUGUGUCACUUAUGCAGUACGUCGGUCCGGGGUGGGGCGUCUUUUUCUUCCGAUCGAAGUCUAACGGCGUGAUCAACAUCGGCACGACGAAUGGACAGCGUUUCACUAAAAAGGAAUAUGCGCCCGGCCUCGUCGAAGCCGACAAGUGGACGAUGGUGACAUUCUCGCAAGACGCCGAGGAGCUGUGUCGCCUCUACUUUGACGCGGAGCUUAUGGGAUCGAAGGAUAUGAAUGCGACGGGCGAGUGGACUACCCCUACCCGCUUCAAGCUCAAGAGAGUGGGCGGUCGCAUCGAUGACGUGAUGCUGGUCGAUCGGCAGCUCAGUGGUGAGGCGGUCAUGCAACUGUACCAAGGCUGCCGUAUGCCAGCUACCACACCAAUACCCAGCACAACAACAACGACUCGUAAGCCUGCGACCAGCUCGACCACGAGCACCAGCACAGGUCAGAGACACCAUCAAUCCACUGGUCCAUCGACGGAAACCAUGUGACAACAUGUAUAAUGCCGUUGUUUGUUCAUGGAUGUACUCGCUCCUACAACCACAGCUGCGCCCACCACCAUGCAACUCACAACCACAGGUGAGUCGCAACGAGCGAGCAAAGACAUGGUUCUGCACCGCAUUCUUGAAUAAGUGAGCAGUUUCAUCAGUUGGUGGCCUUUAUUUGUUUCCUCUCAUCUGUCCAUGCAGCUCCUCCUACGACCACAACAACGGCCACAACAAGCACCAUCACCACAGGUACGUCAGGUUCCUCUCAGGUAGAAACCAUUUUUCUGCGCGCGUUGUGUAUAUAUAUGUACAUUUUUAUCUGACUGCCCGUCCAACUACAGCAGCGCCGACCACUACACAGCCAACAACCACAGGUGAGAGAGUCAGGCAGGCUAAAGGCAGCAGUCAGCCACUUGUGGGGAAUCUUGUUUUUCUUCCGUGCGUCGCGUCUGCUUUUCUGUCAGUCGUUCCGUCCACCACGACCACCCUCAAGCCGACCACCAAGCCGACCACUCCUCCCACCGAGCCCCUCGAUGAUUGCGUGCGGCCACCAGGUGCAAUCCUUGUGUGGCUCUUCGAAGGAGAAGGAGACGAGAUCACCGACAGCUCUGGGCAGGGGAACCACCCAUCGAUCGGAGACAGUACCAGAGUGUUCGAUGAGGAGAGAGGCGGUCAAGUCCUGUCAGUACGUAAGGGGCACCAGCAGAUCCGUGUGUCGCCCGUGUGGGGCCUUCCGGCAGGACAUCCCUUCACAGUCUCGUUCUGGAUCAAGGUCUGCUGAAUAACCAAACAAGAACACGGGCAUGACAAGGGCAUACACAUGAUCUUGCCUGUCUGUCUCCUUCAGCCGCUCGAUUACGUGACAGCAUCAAAGGCUAGCAACAGGGACUCAAUAGGAGCGUAAGAAAGGGAGCGGGACAGACGAGUGAACAUAAGUUGAUCGUUUGUGUGAUCCCACGCAGCGGAUGGGGCACGUUCCACUUCAGAGGUACACAUCACACCCAGACACAGACAUACCUGCCAGCAUGAAUGGUCUCUACUGUAGUCACGUCGGGAAUGGGGGGGGGGGCAACGGCAUACACGUCGGCAUCAAGUAGGCAGCCAUGCAUCAGGAUUCAGGAGCAUCAUCCAUCGAUUCAUUGCAUAUGCAUGCUGCUCUCUUCAUCUGCGUGCGUACAGCGAUGCGCCCGAGAGAUACAAUGCGUACGCAUUACACAGACGGGUUCUCGUGCACUCAUUAUCGUUGCUUUUCGACGUGUGCAGCGACGAGGCUGGGUACCUCACCCAAGACCAAUGGCUGA